Lynx canadensis (Canada lynx) is the source of this 762-nucleotide messenger RNA. RefSeq names its product testis expressed 47 (gene TEX47). The transcript has a single exon. NCBI's taxonomy places the organism in Eukaryota, Metazoa, Chordata, Mammalia, Carnivora, Felidae. Bases 1 to 762 code for a protein of 253 amino acids. Gene Ontology annotation, molecular function: blue light photoreceptor activity; FAD binding. The record is from RefSeq and is a predicted model, not a curated record.
AUGUCCUUCUCAGGCCAUGCCCAAAAGACCAGCAAAAGGACUUUUCCAAUGGAAUCUGUUCUAAUGCCCCAAGUUCCACGUGGCAAUUACUUGCAUCUUCAGGAAGAGAAGCAAAGACUACAGCUCAAGAAAUUCCUUCUUCAUAGGAUGUUUCUUGUGGCCAAGAUAACAGCAAACACAGAAAAAAAAAUUAUUGCUGACUACUAUGAACAAGUGCUUCAGUCAACUUUAAAACUUCACAAAGGAGAAGCAGUGACAGGGUUUUUGCUCAUCUAUCCUACUUCUAUUCUGCAUAUUCUUGAGUCCUCCAGUGAUACGCUUUACCAAAUUCUUUUAGAUCAUCUUGACCAGAAAAAGAAUGAUACAGAAUUUUUUAUCCAUGGGAUGAAAAUUAUAGUUGUGUCCCAUAACAUCCCGACAAGACUCUUCAUGCAAUGGCAUGUAUCAGAAAUAAAAGUUCCAGUCAUGUAUCUCGAUGAUGUCACACAGACACAGUCCCUAGAAGAGGUCAUCACCGAGUUUCUCACCCAGACUCAUAAACUGGCAGUUCACCUUUUAAAGACUGUGAAAGUGAGUGCUAAAGGACCAGGGGAUAACUUGCACCAACUAGCACCUGAAUUGCUCAUCCCAGAACAAAUAAUAAAGUACUUGUGCAAAUCUGAAGAAUUCAUGGAUCCAGAAGCUUUCCUAAACAUGUAUAAUAAACCCAUACAUAUCACUUUGGAUUCUGAGGUGGUAUGGCCUGCUCCUUCCCAUUUCUAG